GAGGGAGUCGUUCUGUCCCGUGCCUCUGAGCUCUGUGGUUAAGAUGGCGGCAGCGGAGACUGAGGGGACGAAUCCGUGAGGGCCUGGCUGGAGCUCGGCGGCGAAGGAGGCAGGGCAGCCGGGUUUAGCCGGGCGCGGCGCAGCGCAGGCGGCAUGUGAGCGAGAAGCGGAGGAGGAGGCGGCCGGGGGCGCUGGCGGGGGCCCGGGACGGGAGGAGAGCGGGGAUGGGCCAGCAGGUGGGCCGCGUCGGAGAGCCGGGCGCCGCUGCGCUCCAACAGCAGCCAUCGUCGUCUCAGCAGCAGCAACAGCAGCCGCCGCCUCUGUCCCAGCCCCAGUCGAGGGGGCUCCGGGGGAGCAGCGGCAGCGCAGCCAGGCCUUCCAGCCGGCGGCGUGAAGCGGCCGCCCCCCGAGGCGCCGAGAGCGGCUUCAAUAUCUUCACUCAGCACGAGGCUCUGCACCGCCCCUAUGGUUGUGACACUGAACCCCAGGCACUGAAUGAAGCCAUCAGGUGGAGCUCUAAGGAGAACCUGCUUGGAGCCACUGAGAGUGAUCCCAAUCUUUUUGUUGCACUUUACGAUUUUGUAGCAAGUGGUGACAACACACUCAGCAUCACCAAAGGUGAGAAGCUACGAGUACUGGGUUACAAUCAGAAUGGUGAAUGGAGUGAGGUACGUUCUAAGAAUGGGCAGGGAUGGGUGCCGAGUAACUACAUCACCCCAGUGAACAGCCUGGAGAAGCAUUCCUGGUAUCACGGACCAGUGUCACGCAGUGCAGCGGAGUAUCUGCUGAGCAGCCUCAUUAAUGGCAGCUUCCUUGUUCGGGAAAGUGAGAGCAGCCCAGGGCAACUGUCUAUCUCACUCAGGUACGAGGGACGUGUUUACCACUACAGGAUCAAUACCACCGCGGAUGGCAAGGUGUAUGUGACAGCAGAAAGCCGCUUCAGCACAUUGGCAGAGCUAGUUCACCAUCACUCGACAGUAGCUGAUGGCCUGGUGACAACCUUGCACUACCCAGCACCAAAGUGCAAUAAACCCACAGUCUAUGGCGUAUCCCCCAUCCAUGACAAGUGGGAGAUGGAACGAACGGACAUCACCAUGAAGCACAAGCUUGGAGGAGGACAGUAUGGUGAAGUGUAUGUUGGGGUGUGGAAGAAAUACAACCUCACAGUUGCUGUGAAAACACUCAAGGAAGAUACCAUGGAGGUGGAGGAAUUCUUGAAAGAAGCUUCUGUUAUGAAGGAAAUCAAGCAUCCAAAUUUGGUGCAGUUAUUAGGUGUGUGCACUCUGGAGCCUCCCUUUUACAUAGUGACAGAAUACAUGCCAUACGGGAAUCUGUUGGACUACCUGCGGGAGUGCAAUCGGGAAGAGGUGACUGCUGUUGUCCUGCUGUACAUGGCCACUCAGAUAUCUUCUGCUAUGGAGUAUUUGGAGAAGAAGAAUUUCAUCCACAGGGAUCUUGCAGCUCGCAAUUGUUUGGUUGGAGAAAAUCAUGUGGUGAAGGUGGCUGAUUUUGGCUUAAGUAGACUGAUGACUGGAGACACAUACACAGCUCAUGCUGGAGCAAAGUUUCCUAUCAAAUGGACAGCACCUGAAAGUCUGGCCUACAACACAUUCUCAAUCAAAUCGGAUGUUUGGGCCUUUGGAGUGUUGUUGUGGGAAAUUGCCACCUAUGGGAUGUCGCCCUAUCCUGGCAUUGAUCUGUCUCAGGUUUAUGAUCUGUUGGAGAAAGGUUAUCGGAUGGAACAGCCUGAAGGUUGCCCCCCAAAAGUCUAUGAACUCAUGAGAGCAUGCUGGAAGUGGAAUCCCCUAGACAGGCCUUCAUUUGCAGAGACUCACCAAGCCUUUGAAACGAUGUUCCAUGAUUCCAGCAUCUCUGAAGAAGUGGCAGAAGAACUUGGAAGGACAGCAUCUUCUUCAUCCAUAGUCCCGUAUUUGCCCCGAUUACCCAUGCUUCCUUCCAAGACCAGGACCUUGAAGAAACAAGCAGAGAACAAAGAGAACAUCGAAGGAACCCAAGAGACAGUAGAGCAUUCUGCUUCCAGCUCUGCACCAGGUUUUAUCAGAAGCACACAACAGACAAGUGGAUCCCCAGCACUACCUCGCAAGCAGAGAGACAAGUCACCCAGUGGCCUCUUAGAAGACACCAGAGAGACAACUUUUACCAGAGACAGGAAAGGUGGCUUCUUCAGUUCCUUCAUGAAGAAGAAAAAUGCCCCCACACCUCCAAAACGCAGCAGCUCCUUCCGUGAGAUGGAAAAUCAGCCACACAAGAAGUAUGAGUUGACGGGUAAUUUUUCAGCACUUGGUCCUUUGCAGCAUAUUGAUGGGUUUUCUUUCACCCCCUCCCAGCAGGAUGGAAGCCUUUCCUCAUCCAAGUGCUAUGUUGGGGGCUUUGCACAGCGGAACUUCUAUGGUGGUGAGGAUGGCUGUGGUGGUGGCAGCAGCACCAGUAGUGGUGGAGGCACAAGUACUAGUAGUGGAUGGUCAGGCAUCACAGGCUUCUUUACCCCACGCCUGAUUAAAAAGACACUAGGUUUGCGAUCUGGGAGGCCAGCUGGCGGCGAAGAAGCUUCAAAGCCUUUCCCUCGUUCCAACUCAACAUCUUCCAUGUCUUCAGGGCUUCCUGAGCAGGAGAGAAUGACAAUGACCCUUCCAAGAAAUUGCCACAGGUCAAAAGUUCAGCUGGAAAGGACAGUGUCCACCUCCUCUCAGCCAGAGGAGAGCACCAGCAAGUCAAAUGACCUGCUCCCUAAAAGGUGUGAAGAAGUCCCUCCUGUGACCAGAGACAGACCAAAAGCCAAACUUCUGCCAAGAGGUGCUACGGCUGUUCCUCUCAGGACCCCUUCUGUAGAUACAGCUGUUUCAGAGAAGGACUCUCAGGGGCAGACAGCAACAGCAAGCCUGAGAAGUAAGGAGAAGAACAGUGGUACGCGGCAAGGGUCAGUAGAAGGCGAAGAAAAGUCGGGCUGGUCUUCUCCAGCCAAGGCUGCAGCAGUACUUCCAACCACUCAUAACCACAAAGUGCCAGUCCUCAUCUCACCCACUCUAAAGCAUACUCCAGCAGAUGUGCAACUCAUUGGCACAGACUCUCAGGGGAACAGGUUCAAGCUCUUAUCUGAGCAUCAGGUCACAGCUUCCAGUGAAAGGGACAGGCCCAGGCGGAUAAAACCAAAGUGUGCCCCACCUCCACCACCAGUCAUGAGGCUCCUACAGCAGCCUCCUGCUUGCUCAGAUGCAAUGGACGAGUUGAAUAAUGGAGCACUGGUGCAGCAUGGGCAAGAAGCCAGUGAGGGCAGCAAAAAGGCAGUGGUGGCACCCGCCAGUGGGAAAACUGGAAGGCCUAUAAUGCCUCCACCUCAAGUGCCUCUGCAACUGUCUUCCACCUCACCUGCCAAAAUGGCAAAUGGCACAGCAGGAGCCAAAGUAGCGCUGCGAAAGACCAAACAGACAGCCGAGAGAAUCUCAGCAGACAAAAUCAGCAAAGAGGCUCUGCUGGAGUGUGCAGACCUCCUCUCGAGUGCCAUCGCAGAGCCCACCACAAACAGCCAACUGGUGGACACAGGGCACCAGCUGCUGGACUACUGCUCAGGCUAUGUGGACUGCAUCCCCCAAACACGCAACAAGUUUGCCUUCCGAGAAGCGGUGAGCAAACUGGAACUCAGCCUGCAGGAGCUGCAGGUGUCCUCAGCGGCUGCUAGUGUGCCUGGAGGAAAUCCUGUACUUAAUAACUUAUUGUCUUGUGUCCAAGAAAUCAGUGAUGUUGUCCAGAGGUAGCUACUGUCAAAUCAUUUGGUUAGGAGGAAGCAUAUGUACACCAACUUGGGGGAGGAGACGAGUCAGGAUGACUUCUUCUGGGGUUUUUUCCUAUGUCGAUGCUUUCAAAAGGAAAGACUGAUACUUGAGUGAGUUUUAUGUGAAGUACCUCAGAUCACUGAGCUCUCAUGUUUACAGUUUCAUCUCAGUACAUGGGGCAGAUGGGAGGGAAGCCAGGCUUCGUGAGGGUCCGAAGAUUGCAGCUGACAGGAGCAGAAUGUGUCCUAGCCAGAAAAUGCAAUCUCCUUGCGUCUGCAAUAGAAGGGCUUAUUCUCUCAUUCCUCUUCCAGAAGGCAGGCGAAUCCACAGUGGGGUGCUUGGUUUGGGAAGGGCUUGCUGUUCUCUUUGAGGUUGAAUUAUGGAAAGCGGGGAGGGGGGGCGCUUCCUUUUCUGCACUACUGCAUGUUUCGGCCUCCAGAGAUCAUGGCAGAAAGGCUCAGAGGCUUUGUUUGGAACUGGAGUUGGCUGACCUUGCCAAGAGGGAGAGGAUUAGUUGUGGGGAAGGUCUGUCCUAUUAAAUGACAUUUGGAGCUGCUGGAAGUGGAUGCACUAGCCCAUAACUUCCAUAGUGCAUUUUGCUGCUGUUAAUAAGAGUUGCAAAAAGUGAGCUAAUAUAUGAAACAUGUCCUUUUUUGCCCUCCUCCUCAUGGCCACACUUCCACUCCUUCACUGCUUCUUGGGUGAUGCUGGGCAGACUUGCCACUGGAUUUCACCUCCCCUCACACACCCCCACUGAAGCACUCAGACAGAAACUGAAGCACUCAGACUGAAGCACUCAGACCAGAUCGCCAUUGGGUAGUGUAGCAUGGGUAUCUAAGCUGGCAAUCACUUGAGUAGUUGGGGGCUGUAGCACAAACUUACCAGCAUGUGUCCACAAGCUGUUCAAUGAUACCUGUUUUUAAACUUUGGUACCACGCUGGCUUCCUUGACUUGAGGGGCCACCCUGUUAAAGGCAUUGCAGAAUGCUGCUGCUGCUGCUCUCUACAUUCCUUUUUUCUUUUCCAUUUUUUUGUGUAUGAGAAGUGCUGACGAAUCCAUCUGUUUUUGAUGGAACCAGAGAAACAUAGCUGUGUCACACCAGAGGUUAUAAUGUCUACUAUUAGGCUUAGAAAUGGUUUCCUGGGAUUACCCAGUGCUAGAGGUUUUGCCCUAUUCUCAAUUUCAAGACACUGUUUUGUUUUCCACGAAAUGCACUGAAUGUGUAGCAUGGUUGUGGGGUGGAAUCCAGUGGGAUGGGUGAUGACAUCACUGUUCAUUGGGGGCUAAGGACGAAUGGUCUCCACCUCAUCAUUUACAGCUAAAUAAAGUGUGAUAGCACUUAGCUGCUUUUGGGCCUGGUGCAGAAAGGAACAGUGACAGUUUUUCCAUGGUGAUGGAAUGGCUGUGUCCCCCUCCUUACAUUAGGCUAAUGUCAAAUGCUGCAGAUACCCAAUUUGCAGCGUCUCCCCUCCCUCCCCUUUGAAGUGAGAGAAUCUGGCAUCCAUAUGGAGCACUUGCAUGAUAUACGUAGCACUUGCUGGGUGGUCAGAACUCUUCCAUCUCACAAAGACUGAUGCCAAGUAAGUGUGUGAACUGGGUCUUGGUUGUCCAUUCUGGCUUCAGCUGUUUUUCUGCCUCCUGCAGGAAAUUCCCAAGAUUUCUAGAUAAUAAAUACAUAUUAUUAUCUACGAAUUGCAUUUAACACGUACUGUAUUCUAUAGGUUAAGUCCACAGUGUGCUGCUAUUCAUGAGAUCUUUCUUUAACAAAUGCAAAAACAUGAAACCUCAUUUUUGCCUGAUACAAUAUGUAGAAGUCCGUCCUUCCCACACCUAAAAUUUUGUCAUAGCUGAUGUCACUGUAGUGAAUGGUUGAAAGAAAUUGAAAUUGCUCUGACAAGUAAUCUCUCUCCUUCUCAUGUGUGAUAAGGGAAUUCCUGCUCUCAGAAACCCACCAGAUUAUCUCAUUUGUGCUGCCAUGAUGUGCAUCUCCUCAGGAUAUACUUGGUGGGGAGGUAUGUAUUUCCUGUUUGGGAGUUGUAGUCUCUUUGCCCCAGACUAGGAAGAACAGUCCAAAUCCUUGCACAGUUGUCAGUCAUUUUUUUAAUCCUUUGCUAGCAGCAUUGGUGGCAUGACAUUUUUCAGGGUCUAGUUUGCUAUGCACCUUAAACUUUUUAAAACUUGGGGAUUAUACUUUUAAAAUGUUAUGAUAAAAUUUUUAAUGCUGUACUGUUCUUAUAUUUUAGUCCUCAGCGGUGGAAGGAUGUGAAUUUGUUGUGCCAAGAGACUUUGGGGCUUUCUUUUUAUUAAAAACAAGAAGUGUCUUCUCCUAGGAUUCAUUGGAGAACCAAAAUGACAUUAACUGGCAAUUAUUCUUGCUGCUCUAAUUGGUGCAUGAGGGUGGGAAAGCGAAGGGCGGCCAGUUUGUUUCAUAGUAUUCACUGAGUGAAUGCAGAGGGGGCAACAGGCCUAGCUACACAUUACUUUCAUCCCAUCAGAGUAGCCACGUGUAAGCCAGGCUCUGACUGUGAAGGAUUUUAAAGGCAGCUUCUACUGUAGACUGGUAUGCAAAUUCACACUAUUGACUGCCAUUGUCUCUCUGUUGUUGAUAUCGCUCUUAAAGUAGGGAAAGUAUAGGCAUGGCUUCUUUUAAACAGGGUAAAUCUUUGUUCUGGAUGUCAUCUGCAAUCAUUCUGAAGUCAGGUCCUACUUUUUGGUGGAGAAGACCCUCUCUGCUAACCCUUAACUAAUCCAGUAAUAGAAAUUAGGUGCACUGCUCCAGCACAACUGUUUCUCCUGAUUUGCAAGGCCCAUUUCAGAGCAAAGAGAAUCAAACAGCCACCACCUCUGCAUUUCCUUUUAUGUCUGCAUUCUCUUUGUCCGACCUAUUCAUUUCCAGGAAUAAAUAUGUGUCCCCUACCUAAGGAGAUUUAUGAAAUGAGGUCAUCUUGAAGGAAAUGUCUUUUGAGUUGCUUAAAUCUACUGAACACUAAUGCUCUCAGGAGAAGGGAGAACUUCUUAUGUUUUAUAAUUUUGCAUAAGGGUGAAGGUUGUCAUCUUUGAGCUUUCUUGAGAGGUUCUACAGCAAUGCAAGAGAAAACCAGAGUUCAUGUCCUUGUUCUGUAAUUGUCAUGAAAGGUAUAGCAUAGCAGUGCACCAUUAUGCAUGUCUUGCCAUGUGAAUCCCAGUUUUCAUACUUUUCAGCAUGGAUUUCCCAAGGAUACAUCUUCUGUCACCAGCUGGAAGAUGCAGUGCUAGAGGCUGCUCUGAUUUAUCUACAGAUAAAAGCACAGAGCCUUAAACCUUGUCUUAACCUGUACUGGGUUUGGGUGGUUGUUUUAAAUACUUGAUGCUAAGAUUUAUACUUUGAUUCCUUGCUCCUUUGUCAGUUUUGUGCUGCUGCUACAGUGGGAUGAGAGACAGGAUUGUAGAUCUGUGCCAUUCUGCACACUUUGAGAACUUUUGGAACUCAGUGACUUGCUUUUUUCAAGUGGAAAGACUAAAACGCUCACAUCCCUACUUUGACGUAUUAGAAAUCACCGUUAUUUUCCCUCCCAGCUUCAAACAUUUUGGGGGCAUUAUGUAGUGGUAUUGAAAUUCUCUGGAUAAUCUACAUCAGGGUUGUUAAGUCUAGAAGAAAGAAAACUUAACCUCUGGCCUUUUUCAGGAACCAGCUGUGUCUUCUCUUCCCUCCCUCUUGGUUUUCUUUGGUUCUUGUUUAGCCUCUAGUUACAGCCUUGGUAGUUGUGCACAUGGCUUAAAUACUCAAAUGCAUAGGAACUGUUGGGGUUGGUGGAGAGGAGAGAUCAUGAAUGGCAGCAACACUACUAGCUGUAAAGAAAGAUGAGGUCAUUGUAGAGUAGGGGUUUCCAGUCUCGGGUCCCCAUAUGUUUUUGAACAACCACCAAAAUGCCAUUGUAGCUGGGGGUUUAUGAGAGUUGUAGUCCAACAACAUCUGGGGACUCAAAGCUGAAAACCUCUGUCGUAAAGGAAACUGCAGCUGGACCCCAUUCCCUCUUCUAUUUGUCUGACCCUUUCUGGAACUUUCCACAAUCCAUUGGCGGGGGAGUAUGUGAAAUGGACCACCUGACAGCUGACAUAGUCCAUUUAUGGGAUCCCUCUUGUGAGACACCCCUGCCCUUGGACCGCUGUAACAACACAUUAUGUGAAUGUCUUGCACAUUUGAUUGCUUCCCUACUGAUCUGAGUUUACAUGCUGGUGUAGGAACGAUCUCUCAGCAUAGCAUUCACGUGCUUUUCAAAAUUACUGUGCUUGCAUGGUCCUUGUGGCCAGAUUCCCUCAGAACUGUAAGGUGUGAAUCAGCCCCAACACCCAUUCUCAAGCAGUUUCUUGCACAUCUUGUGUCUCAUUCAAACUGGACUUUGGUGCACUUUUUGACACUUAACUGGAGAGGGAGGCUGCUGCACCCAUGCCCCCUUGCAUUUUUUGCAUUGAGGCACUCCGCUUCGGUCCUUUAAAUCAAACUACUCCUUUACCACAAAAGUUCCUUUGAAAAACAGUAACUUGUCUGAGAAGCCAACAUCAUCUAAGCAAAGUCCACAGGAGGCUUUAGCAUAUGGGGAAAAUCCUUGAGCCUGUGGACUGCAGAGUAAGAGGCACCAUCUUGCUCCUCUUCUGCUAUGGACUGGACUGGAGUUUGUAGAACUACUGUCCCUGAUGCAGCUGGUUUUAUAGCAAGGUUGUGAUAAUGUACAUGUUCUCUAGGAAGGUUUCCAUGUGCGUUGGCAUGCUGUGACACGUGCUUUGCCUGUGGACCGUAAUUGUGACUUUUGAAUUCAGAGGUUUCUGAAAGCUACUGUCGGUAGUAGAUUGUCAAAGCAGUAAACUUUGAAAGCAUUCCAAACAGGUGUAUUUCCUGGAAAGCAGCAGGGUUUACACAGUCUCUGAUGAUGAUUACAUGAUGGCAUCAAAUUCUUUCUCCCUUAUUCACAAUUCUUGUUGUCUGUUUGCCAAAAACCACAACACAGGCCUUAACUCUUCCCUUAAGGCAGGGCUGCACAACGUUGGCCCUCCUGCUGCUGUUGGACUAUAACUCCUAUCAUCCCUGCCUGUGGGCCACAGUGGCCUAUAGGUAGAAAUGCUGAGAGUUCUGGUCCAGCAGCAGCAGGAGGGCCAGUGUUGUGCAGCCCUGCCUUGAGCUCUUCACCCAAUGUGAAAAAAUAAGUUGCAGUAAGUAUUUGUACUGCAGUAACUGGGACCAUUUCAUACAUAUAGCCGAAACAAAUGGUAAACUAGCUUCUCUUGGACUGAACUACUUAAGAAUCCAUGUGGAGGAUGGCAUCCUAAUAAUGUGGCAUCUUAAACUCUUUAACCAUCAAAACUAGCAGUUUGGAUAAAUAACUUCAGCCUAACAUUUUUUGCAAGGAUGUUCAAACGUGCAAACCUUGCCCCCAUCCCACACAUACACAGCCUCAGUUACUCCAGUCCAGAAAAUGCUUUACCAUUUGAUUUUGCUGAUAGUAUAAACUGGCCAUAAGCACUAAUUGGAUGUACUGACUAAAUCACCUCAAUGGUGUCACCUUGGAGCACAAAUUUCCUGACUAGACUAGCAAUUCUCCUUCUGUUCCUUUGUAUGAAGGACCACCUUCUUCCGCCACCUGUCCCCAACUCAGUGUGCAAUUGGCUCUGCACAGCUAGUUUAGUUUUGAUUCGCCUACUAUGAAAAUGUGGCCUUUCUCCAUAUUCCAGAAGGGUAGCAUAUUGCAAAUGCCUAAUCUCUCUGCAGUUGCCUAAGACAAAAGGGGCCCAAGAGUGUGUGGUGCAAGGCAGUGGAGGCAGGGCUUUCUUCUGGGGUGGGAGGAGAAAGAGGUGGCCAAGGGAUCUGAUCAACCCAGCACUUAGUUAAUAGUUGAAGUCACUGAGGAGAGAAAUUGGGUUAAACCAGAACCAUGCUGAUGUCUCUCACUCGCACACAGACACACACCCCACACUACCAGUGUUGUUGAUUGUUCUUUUGUUUUUUUUAUUUGUUGUAAUAUAUUUGGGAUUUUUCUAAUUUAAAAUUCUCACUAUUGCCUGACUGUGAACUGCAAACAGUGUUAACUUGAUGUAAAUAAGGGCCCUUUGAGGGGUGCCUCUGCCUGUUGUUCCACAAAGAUUUUUGCCAAUGUGCAUUUUGUUUUAAAUAAAAGUUGCAAUAUUUUAUUGGCAAAUAAA
Messenger RNA from Hemicordylus capensis (graceful crag lizard), 9965 nucleotides. It is a transcript of the gene ABL2, whose product is annotated as ABL proto-oncogene 2, non-receptor tyrosine kinase. The coding region runs from base 225 to 3773 and encodes 1182 amino acids. Gene Ontology annotation, biological process: regulation of apoptotic process; protein phosphorylation. The record is from RefSeq and is a predicted model, not a curated record. Gene Ontology annotation, molecular function: protein binding; non-membrane spanning protein tyrosine kinase activity; ATP binding. The transcript is spliced from 11 exons. NCBI's taxonomy places the organism in Eukaryota, Metazoa, Chordata, Lepidosauria, Squamata, Cordylidae.